CGUUGCAUUCCUCCUUGGAUUCCCUUUUCUCUUCUCUCUUCCUCCACACCACACACACCCUCUUCAUCACUCUGUCUCUUCCUCACCUUUGUAAUUCCAUCGUUAACCUCACCUUUGUAAUUCAAAUCGGAGAAACAAACAUUCCCUCCCUCAUUCUCUCAUGGAACAUUCUCCAAAUUAGACCAUCAUGUCAUUUUCCGGCGGGAUUUCUCAUUGUUUAUUAAUCACAGCCUUUUUUGCUUCAUUCUUCUUUUACUCCCCCAAUGUGGCGACGGCGGCGACUGACUUCGACUUCGGAACGCUGACGCUGUCCAGCAUGAAGCUCCUCGGCGACGCCCACUUCAGCAACGGGAGCGUGAGGCUCACUCGCGACGUCACCGUCCCCUACUCUGGCGCCGGCAGGGUCCUGUACUCGAAGCCCGUCAGUUUCCGCCGCCCCGGGAUUAAUUCCACGGCGAGCUUCUCCACAUUCUUCUCCUUCUCCGUCACCAACCUGAACCCCUCCUCCAUCGGCGGCGGCCUGGCCUUCGUCCUCUCGCCGAGCGACGAGUUCGUCGGCGACGCCGGCGGGUUUCUGGGGCUGAUGGAGGCGGAGGGCGCCCCGAAGGGCGUGGUGGCGGUUGAGUUCGACACGAUGAUGGACGUCGAGUUCAAAGACAUCAAUGGGAAUCAUGUGGGUUUGGAUCUGAAUUCCAUGGUUUCCACCCGAGUUAGGGAUUUGGGGAUUGUCGGAGUGGAAUUGAAAAGCGGCGACCUGGUCAACUCGUGGGUCGAUUACUCCGGCCCAACUCGGAGCCUCAAGGUCUACGUGUCGUAUUCCAAUUUGAAGCCCAAGGAGCCCGUUUUGUCCGCCGCCCUCGAUCUCGGUGAGUAUAUCUCCGACGAUUUCAUGUUUGUCGGCUUCUCCGGGUCCACUCAGGGGAGCACCGAAGUCCACAGCAUUGACUGGUGGAGCUUCACCUCCUCGUUUGAAGAAACCAGCUCCCCGCCGCCGCCGCCGACUUCGAGUUUAAUGAACCCGGCGGCGGAGACAGUCAAUCCCCCACCGCCUUCCUCUGCCGCUCCUCCGCCUGAGGCGGAGAAAACGACUUCAGGAGGUAAAUGCCACAACCAGCUGUGCAGAAGUGGGCCCGGGGCGGUGGUGGGGGUAGUGACCGCUGGCGCAUUCGCACUAGGAUUCUGCGCUCUGGCGCUGAUUUGGCUUCACAACAACAAAUUCAAAAGGCGGAAAAAGCCCGACAUUGUGGCCUCGGAUGUGAUCAAGACGCCCAAGGAAUUCGGGUACAAGGAGCUGAGCGUCGCCACGAAGGGUUUCGAUUCGAAUCGAGUGAUCGGGCACGGCGCGUUCGGUACCGUGUACAAGGGAGUCCUCCCGAGCACCGGAGACGUAGUGGCGGUGAAGAGGUGCACCCACGCGGGGCAGGGGAAAACAGAGUUUCUAUCCGAGCUUUCGAUAAUCGGAAGCUUAAGGCAUAGGAAUCUGGUGAAACUUCAGGGAUGGUGCCACGACAAGGGCGAGAGCCUACUCGUUUACGACCUCAUGUCGAACGGCAGCCUCGAUAAGGCGCUGUUCGAGUCAAGGAUGACGCUUCCGUGGCCGCACCGCCGCAAAAUUCUCCUCGGCGUGGCCUCAGCUCUUUCCUACCUGCAUCAGGAAUGCGAGAGCCAGGUGAUCCAUAGAGACAUCAAGAGCAGCAACAUUAUGUUAGACGAGGGUUUCAACGCGAGAUUAGGCGAUUUCGGAUUGGCAAGGCAGAUCGAGCACGACAAGUCCCCCGAUGCCACGGUGGCGGCAGGGACAAUGGGCUACCUGGCUCCGGAGUAUCUCCUGACGGGGCGCGCCACGGAUAAGACGGACGUGUUUAGCUACGGGGCGGUGGUGCUGGAGGUGGCGUGCGGGAGGCGGCCGAUCGAGAAGGAUGUGACGAGUAGGAAUCUGGUGGAAUGGGUGUGGGGAUUGCACAGGGAUGGGAAUUUGAUGAUGGCGGCGGAUAGGAGGCUCGGGAAUGAGUUUGAUGAGUCGGAGAUGAGGAAGGUGAUGAUGAUCGGGCUGGCGUGCUCGCAUCCGGACCCGAUGGCAAGGCCGGUGAUGAGGGCGGUGGUGCAGAUGCUGGUGGGGGAGGCAGAGAUUCCGGUAGUGCCUACGACUAGGCCUACGUUGAGCUUCAGCACUUCGGACCUCCUCUUGACGCUGCAAGAUAGCGUUUCCGAUAUGAUCGCGCUGUCGACGUCCUCCUCUGAAAUCAGCUUCUCCGGCAACGGUGCUCUUGACAUGGUCUAGUGUAGUGUAGUCAUGUUCUUUUAUUGCUUUUGAUUUCCAUAAUUUAUUCAUUCAUUUAUUACAGUGUAUGUAAGUUUAAUACUCUCAGCCACCAAGCUUAAUUGUUACCUCGUCCGUUUUAGUUUUGGUAA
Messenger RNA from Salvia hispanica, 2412 nucleotides. RefSeq names its product L-type lectin-domain containing receptor kinase VIII.1-like. The record is from RefSeq and is a predicted model, not a curated record. Gene Ontology annotation, biological process: protein phosphorylation. Gene Ontology annotation, molecular function: ATP binding; carbohydrate binding; protein kinase activity. NCBI's taxonomy places the organism in Eukaryota, Viridiplantae, Streptophyta, Magnoliopsida, Lamiales, Lamiaceae.